UUUGUUUUUUCAUGCUGGCAGUAGCUGAACUGUUACAGCACAAACAACAUGUCCAUUUACCCAAAAAGGUUGUGCUUUAUCGUUGCAGCAAACCUCGGGUUGAGCAGUUCACCUUAGGUUAUAUUGGGCUUCCUGUAAGAGAAUUUCCGUGUAAAACUUUAAAUGUUAAUGUAUUUAUUGUUAUUGUAUUUGUUAUUUUAAGAUCAAUUAUUGAUGGAUCUAUAACUAUUUAAUUCUACUCAAAAACUAUGAAUAACAUACAUGUUAUUUAUUAACUGCUGUAACAAAUAAGGAAAAAAAUGACUUGCACAUGCAGAGUAUGUCUCUGCUAUGCCAAAGAGGAGCUCACUAUCUUUUUAGAAAAAGUGAUUCCUGCACAUUGCUGUUGGAUGCUGUUGUUGUUGUUGUUGUUGUUGUUGGACGAGGUCAUUCAUUUACUGCUCAAAGAAAAAAAAAUUUCCUUGGAAUUUAGAGGAAAACAAAAUUGAAUCAGACCCACAACACCUCUAAAAAGCUCAGUGGUGAGUUCUUGUGCCCCGCAACCACACCUGCCUCCAAACCUACUUUAAACAUAGUUUGGAUGUUCUGUAUAUUCAUUUACUCUCGUCACUGUUGGCCUAUGUUUAACAUUUACACAGCCCACAACAUCCAUUACAGCCACAGUCCAAAUUUAAGCAAUGUCAAGCUAAUGCCCAACAAGGCUAUGAAAUGCAAAUUUGAUUUUAUUUCUUCAGCUUUAGCACAAUCUUUAAAAUGCUUGACUGAUAUUUUGUGCAAUAUUUCUUUACUUUUUUGUGCUUUUUGGGAAAAUUAGGCAAAAACCGGCAGCAAACCUAAAGCAAGAUGUUUCUUGGAAAGAAAUUACUUUGAAUAUGAGAAAAUUAUUCUCAUCAAAACAGAAAUAUUGUAACCGGAUGCUAAAAAGGGGUUUAAAUAUUAACAUGUGAGUAAUUUCUCUUGUCGGUACAGACAUGAUGACAGUAUUCAUCCAUAAGUUAAUUAAAAUAAAAAACACUGCUGUGUCUUAUAAAGGACUGCAUUUAAGUAAAAAUCCAAGGUACUUGUACCUAACUUGAUCAUUUCCAUUUUCUGCCACUUUAUACUUCUACUCCACAACAAGUCUGAGGGAAAUAUUGUAAAACAUACAAAACAUAUGAAUGACUUAUAUUAUAUUAUGCAUUACAUAGAUUAAACUACCCACCAGGAUAUAAAACAGUUCCACCGUGACAACAUUAAAGUACCACUUACGUAAUAAUGUGUCAGUAAUAAUGAUCCAGCAAUAUAAUAGUUUAACACCUACAGGAGCCUUUCUGCAUGAUGCUAAUACUUUACUGUACUUUUCUUAACUCAAAUUUUAAAUGCAGGACUUUUGUUUGUAACUAUUUUUAUAGUCUGCUAUUACAACUUUUAUUAAAGUAAAUAAUCUGAAUACUUCUUCCACCAUUGUCUGUCAGUGUCUUUUUAAAAAGUGAAAAGCAUGGUUAGAGGUAUAGAUGCAGAAGUUACUGAUCCUUCUAAGAUUCUUCAUCUUGGUGUAUCUUUCAGUGUGGGACAAGGUCUUGUGAAACCAGCCAUGUUUGAGCUUGUGGGGGGACCAGAUGAGCUUCAGCCGAUGCUAAUAAACCACAAGCAUGAUAUAUUCCUGUACCUAUGUGGACGUGAAAUCUAGGUCUGGGGUGUUUUGGAACCACACAUCUUCAACACUUGGCCAGUGUUCCCUGAUCCUCAGCGAUGAUUGGCUGACAACCAGCCCAUUCACCUCGCCGCUUUGUUUCGCCCUGCAACCAUGAGGACUGCGGUGGUCGCUGUUGUCAUGGUGAUGUUGUGCGUGAUGAUGGUACACGCAGAUGUGAAGCCGCAGAGAGAUUUCAACCUGCAGAGGUUUGCAGGGAAAUGGUACCGUGUGGGCCUGGCCUAUGACUCUCCAGGUUUUGUCCCCUACAGAGACAAACUGAAGGCCUCCAUGGGCAUCAUCACACUACUGCCAAACGGCAACGUUAACCUCACAAUGUGGGACGCCACACCUAUGGGCUGUCAAAGUAAGCUGUACCAGUAUGAGAAGACAAGCGUGCCGGGACAAUUCACCUACUUCAGCACACGUCAUAACAUGGUGAAGGACAUCACAGUGGUGGACACAAACUACACUGAAUACGCCGUGGUUCUCAAACACAAGGUUUUCAACAGGGAGUACACACAGCUGGCACUUUACGGCCGCUCUCAAAGAAUCAGGAAUGAUGUAAUUAAUAAAUUUAAAGCCAUUGCCUUGUCCCAGGGUUUCCCCAGAGAGUCUAUUCUGACUCCACCUCCAGCAGAAAACUGCCCUCCAUCCGGAUCCGGACGUUAGGUUCCCAGAUGUAGCUGAGCUCUGGGUUGCGGUGUAAUCUGAUGUGCCGCUCCAGCUCUGUUUUUCCAGUCCACUUUGUCCUCUGCAUUUACCAUGAAGUACUGCAAAGAACUUUCUCUCAGCAAAGCAAAUAUCAUCAUUCUGGCUACAAACAUGAUAGAGAGCAAAUACUGCUGAUGAAAUUUAUAAAUCCUCCUCUUUUAUGUAAUGUUUUAAUUAAUUUCUAUUGUUCUGCUGUGUUGACCUUGUUAAAU
This is a messenger RNA of Xiphias gladius (swordfish), 2598 nucleotides long. It is a transcript of the gene ptgdsa, whose product is annotated as prostaglandin D2 synthase a. Gene Ontology annotation, molecular function: small molecule binding. The transcript has 8 exons. Bases 1787 to 2344 code for a protein of 185 amino acids. NCBI's taxonomy places the organism in Eukaryota, Metazoa, Chordata, Actinopteri, Istiophoriformes, Xiphiidae. The record is from RefSeq and is a predicted model, not a curated record.